Staurois parvus is the source of this 310-nucleotide messenger RNA. Lineage: Eukaryota; Metazoa; Chordata; Amphibia; Anura; Ranidae. The record is from the annotation of a GenBank genome assembly.
AUCUAGUGAAUGCAGGGUCCAGGGAGACCAGAUCUAGUGAAUGCAGGGUCCAGGGAGACCAGAUCUAGUGAAUGCAGGGUCCUGGGAGACCAGAUCUAGUGAAUGCAGGGUCCGGGGAGACCAGAUAUAGUGAAUGCAGGGGUCCAGGGAGACCAGAUCUAGUGAAUGCAGGGUCCAGGGAGACCAGAUCUAGUGAAUGCAGGGUCCAGGGAGACCAGAUCUAGUGAAUGCAGGGUCCAGGGAGACCAGAUCUAGUGAAUGCAGGGUCCAGGGAGACCAGAUAUAGUGAAUGCAGGGUCCGGGGAGACCA